AUGACGGCACCGCGAGGGCUAGAGAUAGAGGAGGAGCGUCGCCCUUUGAUCCAAGCACGACCGGCAGCAUCCCGUACUGCAUACAACGCCAUAGACGUGACUCUGGGGGAAGGCGACCGCAAGCUUGUCACGCGCGGCAAGGCCCGCUCCGCCUCCGGCAAAGCAGAUGUCACGUCACGCAAAGGCGAGGCAUCGUCAGAUCUCGUCGUGAGGGUGCAAGCCGUAUGCCCCAACAUCCAUUGUCCCUCCUGCAUCUCACACCUUUCCCAUCUCGUCUCGGACGUACACAUCGAUGCAGCAUCUCGAACUCGCAUCAGCAACAUCAACACGUCCCUCAUCGAUCGCAGCGUCAACUUUGAUCUCGUCAUCUCUCUUGCCUAUCACCGAGCCAACGCGAGAACGACCAUCAACAGCAGCAGCAACGAAAGCAGGACUGUUUCGAGGCUGGCAACGCGGAUCGUCAAGGAGAUCGCCUCGUUUCUCGCUCAGGAUGGCUUUCCUGUCGACCAUUUGCGCUCCAAACUCGUAUCUGUGGCGCCUUCACACCGCAAGUACAAAGAUGCGCUGAACUUCGUCCUGGAUGCGCCUGAUGUUUACGAUCAUCACACCGCACAUCAGUCUGCUUCCAGUCCCUCCCAGCACGACCGAUUGGGCACAAGCUACGAAGCACCACAGCCCGCCUCCACUCUCGCCCACUUUUCUUCAUCGCUCGGGUCCACUCUGCGCUCCGCCUUCUCUCGCUCCUACGCAGCCGACCAAGAUCGAGCUCGACUGCAGUCAGAUCGCUGGCGCAAGCAUCUCCAGUAUUGCCAGGCUUGUCGAGAAGGGUAUGCGCAUGGCAUCGAAGAAGAUGCGACGGCUAGCGUACGCAAGGAUGACUCCAUCCAUGUAGAAGCGAGGGUGGUAGCGACGCUAUCAAUUAGCGGCAUGACUUGUGCGUCGUGCGCGCAGUCCAUCACGCAAGCCCUGAAAGCAGAGACCUCGAUUUCGAUCGAUUCGGUCCAGGUCAAUGUGAUGUCCGCUUCGGCCACCGUGACGACACAGCCAUCUGCCAUAGACAAGGUCAUCGAGACCAUCGAGGACUGCGGUUUCGAUGUGCAACUCGUCAAGACGGAACCCGCAAAGGGAAAAGCUACAACGAAGCCAGAAAAGGUAGACUCACAUUGGUCCGCCAAGCUUUCAAUCUCGGGGAUGACAUGUGCAAGCUGCGUGCAAAGCAUCACCUCAGCUCUCGAAUCGUUUGCUGACGAAACCAACCCGAAAGAGGUCGUCAAGAUCCUGCAAACGUCUAUCCAUCUCAUGGCCAAGUCGGCCGACAUCAAGCUCGCGGCAAGCUCCACCGAGACCAUCGGAAAGGCCGAGGUGGAGAAGCGACUUCAGGCUGUCGUCGGCGAGAUGGAAGAUAUUGGCUUUGACGCCGAGCUGCUCAGCGUACAGCACGUCCCGGGCAACCAGUCAUCUUCCGAUGUCAAUGCAGCGGAUGGGUCCGGCGAGAACAAGGACUCGCAAAGAUCAGUCCGAAUCAAGAUCGAGGGCAUGUUCUGCCAGCACUGUGUUGACAAGGUGCGCAACUACCUCGAUACCAAGCAGCGGGAACACGCCUCAGACAUGGACAUCGACGACGAGGAUCUUGCCAACUUCAGCCUUGCCAACCCGUCCAUCAGCUUCAGCUACACCUCCGGCGCAGGCUCGACCAUCCGCUUGCGAGACGUGCUGGUCGGGAUCAAUCAGCUCGAUCCGGCCUUCGAAGCCUGCUACGCGCCGCCAGCGUCACUUGCCUCUCGAUCGGCCGUGUUGGCGCGCAAAGAGCUUCGAGAUCUCUUGCUCCGCCUCAGCAUCGCUGCGCUCUUUGCCGUUCCGACGCUCGUGAUUUCCAUGGUCGCGCCCCUGCUGCCGUUCGACCAUACCCUGCGCCGCUAUCUCUCCCGGUACGUGGUAGGCUCUGCCACCAAAGGCGAAGUGGCCAUGUGGAUCAUCUCUACUCCGAUUCAAUUCGGCGUGGGAUCCAUCUUUUUCAAGAAAGCUUGGCGCAGUCUCUCGUCGGUCUGGAAGCGCGGGCGCUCUUGGACGGACCGCUUGCUGCGAUUCGGCAACAUGGACGUCCUCGUGGCCCUGGGCACGCUCGUCGCGUAUACGUCCUCCUUGGCUUUCCUCCUCAUCGACGCAUGUCGCCCCCCGUCGGAUGAGAUGACGUUUCGGCCGCUCGAAAUGCACACAAGCGACGACGAGGCAUCGAUGCAGGACGAGAUGGGGAUGACCUACUUCGAAGCAUCUGUCUUUCUCGUAUUCUUCAUCCUGCUGGGACGAGCCCUCGAAUCUAUCAGCAAGAAAAAGACGGGUGACGCGGUGGCAGAUCUGAGCAAGAUGAAACCCUCCACCGCUUACCUCGUCCUUGACCCGACGAACCUGGCUCAGAGCAAGACCAAGGUGGUGGACGUGGAUAUGCUCGAGAUCUCGGACUUUGUGCUGGUGCCGUGCGGUUCAUCGCCGCCGCUGGACGGAACCUUUGCGGGCACGCCAGCGAGUACGCAAGACGCGCAGGCUUUGCUGGACGAGAGCAGUCUUUCUGGUGAAGCUCGGCCAGUCAGCAAGCUUGUAGGCGAUCCUGUCUUUGCCGGCACCAUCAACGUCUCUCCCACGGCAAUCUUCGCGCGGGUCGGGGUGCUUCCGGGAUCGUCUAUGAUCGAUGACAUCCUCGACGUCGUUCAAGAGUCUGCUGGUAAGAAAGCGAGCAUUGCGCAGCUGGCAGACAAGAUCACGGGCGUCUUCGUCCCAAUCAUCGUCUACAUCUCGUUGGCCGUCUUCAUCCUGUGGACGUUGCUGCUCUAUUCAGGAGCGCUGUUCGAAUCAUGGCAAGCAAGGAAUGUGCCUCAUUACGGAGAGCCGGGGGCGAAGCUGUUGUGGGCCAUGCAAUUCGGCAUCUCGUGCUUGCUGGUCGCGUGCCCGUGCGGGAUCGGCCUUGCCGCUCCGACAUCACAGCUGGCGGGCAUCGGACUAGCUUCUAAGCACGGCAUCUUGGUCAAUGGAGGAGGGGAGGCUUUCCGAGCGGCAAGUGCAGCAGCACGGGGAAGCGCCGAUCUGGUCGUUGUCUUUGACAAGACGGGUACAAUUACAAAGGGCGAAGCAGUGAAGGUCACUUCGUCUCGAUUCGCUCCUGCCUUUGAAAGGGCUUCCAACGAAUCGGAUCAGGCAAGCGGCAUGACUCAGGAGACGCUGCUGCGCUGCGUUGAUCUGGUCGAGCAGUCCAGUACGCAUCCCUACGCAGGGGCUGUGCGCGGCUUUGUCGCCGAGCGGCUCAAUCAGGAGACGCCGACGGCUGAAGAGCCUUCGCCUCUCCCGAAGCUCGUAGACGUGUCUGAAGUGGCUGGCAAGGGCAUUCGAGCCACGUUCGAUCACGAAGGCUCUACGUUCUUGCUGCUCGUGGGCAACAAGAGGCUCAUGGACGAGAUCCAGGGCGUUUCUUCGCGGAUGGACGCCUCGCUCUGGAAAGCAGAGGAAGAGUGGGCAGCCGCUGCCAACAGUGUGGUCUACGUCGGCUACCGAGCAGCCCCAGAUGCCGGACAGAUCAGUCUUGCCCUCGCGAUCAGCGACGUGAUUCGCCCAGAAGCUGGCUGGGUGAUCUCGCACCUGAAGCAGCGCUUCGGCGCAGAGAUUUGGAUGGUCAGCGGUGACAACGAGGCCACGGCGAAAGGUGUCGCCUCUCAGGUCGGCAUCGACCCCUCUCACGUAGUAGCCGGAGUGCUUCCAGUGCAAAAGAAGGAGUGGGUGGAGCGGCUGCAGCUCCCCGCCACGCAGCGUGAUGCCGAAUCUGCAUCUGCGCCUCCUUCCUCGAAACAGACCAGACCUUGGUGGCGAAGAUCCUCCACCAAGCAGCGCAUGGUCUGCUUCGUCGGCGACGGCAUCAACGACUCGCCCGCGCUCUCGUCUGCUCAGCUCGGCAUCGCCCUCGGCUCCGGCAGCUCGAUCGCCCACUCGUCGUCCGACUUUAUCCUCCUCCGUCGCACCUCGCCGCUGCUGUCGCUGCCUCUGCUGCUGAGCCUGUCCAACGCGACCUACCUCAAGAUCUGGACCAACUUCGCGUGGGCGUUCGUGUUCAACCUCUGCCUGAUCCCGAUCGCUGCCGGUGCGCUGGUGGGUGUUGGCGUGCGGCUGGGACCGGCACUCAGUGGACUCGCCAUGGCGUUUAGCAGUACGAGCGUUGUGCUCAACAGUCUGACGCUGCGGUGGUGGCGCCCGGAGAAGGUGGUUCGGCGGAAGAUCGAGGAAUGCGAGGCGGACGACGGUUGA
Molecule: messenger RNA, 4287 nt
Organism: Kalmanozyma brasiliensis GHG001
Lineage: Eukaryota; Fungi; Basidiomycota; Ustilaginomycetes; Ustilaginales
Product: HAD-like domain protein
Exons: 1
Coding region: 1-4287 (1428 amino acids)
Biological process (GO): monoatomic cation transport; copper ion homeostasis
Cellular component (GO): membrane
Molecular function (GO): nucleotide binding; P-type divalent copper transporter activity; copper ion binding
Source: RefSeq, a predicted model, not a curated record